Messenger RNA from Agrilus planipennis (emerald ash borer), 3754 nucleotides. Its product is annotated as homeobox protein SMOX-1-like. The record is from RefSeq and is a predicted model, not a curated record. Gene Ontology annotation, molecular function: DNA-binding transcription factor activity, RNA polymerase II-specific; RNA polymerase II cis-regulatory region sequence-specific DNA binding. The coding region runs from base 2417 to 3625 and encodes 402 amino acids. Gene Ontology annotation, cellular component: nucleus. Gene Ontology annotation, biological process: negative regulation of transcription by RNA polymerase II; anterior/posterior pattern specification. The transcript has 4 exons. NCBI's taxonomy places the organism in Eukaryota, Metazoa, Arthropoda, Insecta, Coleoptera, Buprestidae.
GUUUGCUUGUUGUUGUCAGUAUUAACUAGUGCUUAUUCUCAAGCGGUGGACUGCUGAAUGUUUAUUCAAUAACGAUGAUACAAAAUUAAUGUGUUUCGCGUUUUACGUGUGUGGACCAUUACAUUAAAGAAUCGAUAGAUGUUUAAUUGACAAAAACAUACAGUUUUGUGCACAAGAAAAUUUGUUUGGUAAUAAAGAUUGUGUAUUACUCAUAGUCGGAAACUUCCAUUGAUUUACGUGUUCAAAACAUUCAGGUUAUGGUAGUGCAAGUGUAUUUACAGUCACUCAGAACGAUUGCAAACAGAUAUAUUUACACUUUAAAAAGUAUUGGUAUAUUUUUUAACUGAAAAUACGUAAAGAACUUAAUGUGUCAUUUGUCUAUUGGACAUUGAAAUAGUGUUUUUAGGGCAUGUGAUCACGAUGGUGGAGUUGACAAUUUCUGUUUGAAACGUUUGUUCGGUUGUGGUCCAAAUUUGCAUUUCGAAAAUUGAUUUCGGAGCGUGAAAAGACAAGGGUAGUGUCAGGGCGAGUUGUGCGGUGGCGUCCUUGGAGUGUUGCAGUCAGAGUAGAUUUAUGAAGGCUUAAAUCCGAUACCCUACUCGAUUUCGGGACGCGCGGGUUCAUAUUUUUAAAUUUCUGAAAUACGACCGCGAGGCAAUGAAAUUGAAAAUAACGUAAUGGAAUCGAUGGUGUCGGAUUUAUUUUGCCCUUAGUCGCGUCGCGGUGCGGGACAUGACGUCUAAAACAACUUAUCGACGAAUUGAUGGCACGAUAGGGGACGUGGAACAAUAUCAACAGACGGAUGCCCUCACUGUGGAAUUCCAUGUGCAAAACCGAAUAAUGGGGGAAUCAGUGUUUCAAGAAGAAUGGACAUUCAGAUGUCGUCAAUCUGGGACGAAGUCAAUUCGAGGGAUGUGCACGAUGUUGAAAUGGAAUAACACCAUACAAUACACGACCAGGUAUUUUUGGGACACCAUUUCGGACCAAGUAGGGCAAGGGGCUUGGGUCCUUUCUGAGAAAAAGCGGAACUAAACUUUAAGUCAAUAAUAAAAAAUACAAUACAGCAUAAAGAAUAAAAGAGAGCAUUGAGGCUAGUUUGUAAAAUCUUGUAGCAAAAACUCUUUAUAUACAGUGUGUCCCAAUCUACAGGUACCACAUUUUUGUUCUACCAUAUACAGACUGACCGAUUGAUAAGGAAAUUUUAUGAAGUUGAACUGUUGAUAUUGAAAAAGUAUCAAGCAUAGCACUGUUGCAAUUUUAUCUAAAACAUGCUUUCAAAAUGGAGAAGAAUUGAAUGUCAAAACUUGAAUCUUGAAUCAUGAAAAAAUCUAAAAAAUUAAACUGAUUGUAUAAAAUAGGGUCUGUUGCAACUUGGCUGAAAUUCGUAAGUACGCAAAGAAUAUAGAGAUAUGAUAGACUAAAUGCAGGUAAAUUUCAACAAAUUUCAUUUUACUUGACCGUUGUUUCACGAAACUUUGAGUUCUUCAAAAGUAAUACCUCAAUAAACUGUUUUCUUGAUGAAACAAUCAUCAUGUGAUAGAAAAUUUGUUGGCAUGUUCAGUUUUCAAUUAGUGUAUCAUCUUUUUUAAAGAUAUUAUCACUAAACUAUGUGGCGGAGCCCUUACAUAUUAGCAAAAAAGUUUGAAACUAAAAUGAAAUAUGAGCAACCUUUUUGUUAAAAACUCCGACAAAUAUUUCGCCAGCUAAAUAUAUCUUUAAAGAAGAACGAUGGUUACUUAUUUAUCGUUUUGUAUUGAAACUUUUAAGAGUUUUAUUUGGAGAUACAAUGAUCCAACACUCAUCGUGAAAGGGGAUUAAUGUUUUUGAAGUAUGGGAUGCAAGAAGAUUAAAGUGUAAUUCCGAAUUAGCUCAAAUUAAUACACAUUGGUGAAAUUGGUGUUAGGUAAACGCACAUGGUGCCAACGAAAAAACGAAAUAAAAACAUUCAUGACUGUUGGUUCCGAAAACAAAUAGAACAAUGAAGUCACCCUAAGUUGGUCGCUCUGAAUCAUAAAUUGCAUCGAGGCAGACAGUUUCGGCAGGCGUAGUGUAGGUACAGAUCGAAGGACGUGUAUGUACGUAUGCAUGUAUAUGUGUAACUUUCACAGCCUGUCGAUUGACCGAUACCCCAAUAAAUAAGAUGAAAAAGCCGUCAAUGGGUGGGGGCGGCUCAUGCAGCACGAAGCAGCUGCCGAAAUAAAAGAGCAACGCGGUGAACCUUAGGGGGUAGCAACCCCUCCUGCCCGAUCCGGCUUUUCGGGAAUAGUUGACAAUGUUUAACAUUUAUCCGAACGUGCCAAAGUCGUGCCAAACCGGACACGGCGGGGUGACAAACUCCAUAGCAAGCAAGCACCCUCGGCAGUGAAUUGCAACCACCCUUCGCGUACGUUUCUAUACCGAGAUUGCAGCCAUUAAAAUGAGUGCUUCGACACACGAAUUUUGGAACGGUUACGAAUAUCGGUAUCCGACUUACGACGCGCCGCAGAAUUACGAAAACGACCCUCAAAAAACCGCCCCCGGUGCAGUUAAAGUGAAAAGUGAGUUCCCGGAAGAAUGCGAAAGAAACACAUUAAACCAACCCUACUAUCAGCCUAAUUUCGCUUUACAACCACCUGAUUUACCUUACAAUUUAUUUAGUGGUAAUAAGUGUGAAAUUUAUAACAGCAUUAACCGACCCUUAAAUGCCUACCAACAAUUUCAAGACUUCUGGAAUCAAGAGGUCACAUCUACAACGCUAAUCUCCAAAGAAUUACCAUGGAACAGUGCUUCAUUGCAAACUCAAAAGUUUAGAGACUGCAAAGAGUGGAACGGUGACGAAAUACAAGAAGAUCUUUGGGCUCAUCAUGCGGUUCCUUCCCGUCAGGAUAAGUGUAAAGGUGGUGUUAGUGAAGUGAACGAUCAAAGAGAUUCUCCAGCCCUAAGGGCGCUUCUCGAAAGGAAACCGGUUGAAUUUGUACCAAAUAGAACAGGUGUAGCACAACAGAAUUAUUUUACCGAUAGUAGAGAUACCGUUAUCGACUCUAACAUGGAUUUAAGCUCAUCGUCUAUGUCGCCUUUGCAAAAUCUACAGAAGGAUAAUUUAUCACCUGGCAGAUUCGAAGGAAAGGAGAAAGCUGACACGUCUUCGGAAGAUAAUAGCGUGUGCAGUCCCAACGCCGGUACCGUACCACCAAUUCAUGGCAAUAUUUUUCCCUGGAUGAAAACUGGAGUUGAAAAUGGAAACGUUACGUCAAAAAGAACCCGUCAAACUUACACCCGUUAUCAAACGUUAGAACUCGAAAAGGAAUUCCAUUUUAACAAAUACCUAACAAGAAGAAGACGUAUCGAAAUAGCGCACGCGUUGUGUCUGACAGAACGUCAAAUCAAAAUUUGGUUUCAAAAUCGUCGUAUGAAAGCCAAAAAGGAUCCUAAUAAAUUCGGAACUGUCGAAUCUUACAGUGGUGGCGAAGACAUUAACAUGAACAACGAUCAAGGUUUAGUGGAUCAGGGAACACCUUGUGUCACUCAAACGUGCCCCUCUCCUCGAGAUAUAUCAACGAUGGGUCAGAACGGUAACCCAUUUGAUAAUAUUGCAAGACCCAUGACUCAGUUUAGGAAUUUACCCGGACCACCAUGCUUAUCGUGAACAAUCAAAAUUUUUAUAGUAUUAAUUAAUAAAUAGUUACGUUCCUAUAUGAUUUGCCAAAUCGAAUUUUAUAUUUAUAUAUAAAUAAUACAGAUAAAUAUAUAUUGUAGUAGUUUAAUUUCAAAUAGA